Molecule: messenger RNA, 1176 nt
Organism: Suillus clintonianus
Lineage: Eukaryota; Fungi; Basidiomycota; Agaricomycetes; Boletales; Suillaceae
Exons: 4
Coding region: 31-1176 (381 amino acids)
Source: RefSeq, a predicted model, not a curated record
UGUCUUCUCUGCGUUCUCUACCUCGUUCAAAUGAUCCAAGCUGCACCUACUACUAAUUCAACUACUAUCAGUAAUGGUUUUGAAGCGCUAUUAACCGUGGACGAGAGAACCUUGUGGGGCAUCAUCUCUACCUGCGCUCUGACUUUUCUCGCGUGUAUAUAUAGCGCCAUUCAUCCCAAUAUUCCGAGUCCUCACGACAGCGACCUUCGUAUUCUAUGGCGACGGUUUGGCAUCAUGGUAGUCGCACUACUCGCUCCCGACCUAAUCGUUGGAUGGGCUCUGCGCCAGUGGAUUUGGACUCGUCAUAUUACAGCACAGUUUCAGGAGUGUUUCAGUCUUCAUCCCAAAGACUGGUCUAAAAUCAAUGAGCGUCCUGAAGCACCUGUAGCGCAAAACAAAGAUUACACAUGGACUCGGACUCACAGCUUCUUUCUUCUAAUGGGCGGUUUCAUGCUUUAUGUGGACGGGAAACCCUACCAAACACUAUCACCUGACCACCUUUUCUAUCUGAUACGUCAUGGGUCUAUCUGUGGCCCGACCCUGACGAAAAGGCAGAUCUCCGACCGGAGCAAAGGGAAUGUGAUAUCUAAAGGAUCAAUCCUCCUUCAGGGGUCUUGGUUUACUCUGCAGCUCCUUUCCCGCACCAUCUAUCACCUCGAGCCCACACAGUUUGAGGUGGGAACACUCGCGUUCGUGGUUCUCAACUUCAUUACCUAUACUGUGUGGUGGCAUAAGCCUCUGGAUGUAGAUUGUCCGCAUCCAGUCUACUGGAAGUCGACCAAGUCAAAGCCAGAGGUCUAUGUUGUCUCUGAAAACGACGAUCAUCCGAUGCCUUUGGAGCUUAUCGUUGUUUCAUUCUGUGACAUAUUUUUGAAAAUCCUUGGCAUUGAUGGCUUCUCUCCUCGAAAGCUACGAGCUGCAUCAUUUGAUGGCAUCCACAACAUUAAACUAAAACGCUGGGAAAGUAAUGUUCUGACGUUCGUUGGAUUUGCAAUUGCAACCAUAUUUAGCGGCAUCCACUGUACAGCUUGGUUUUAUUCCUUCCCCUCACAUCAAGAACAGCUCUUAUGGUGCACGAGUACCGUCACUAUAAUUAUCAUGCCCUGGCUUGGUUUCGCGGUGGGCUUCGUCCUGUAUAGAUGGAGAGCUAAAGAACAGGAUUCGGUGAAGUUUUAA